GACCAAGCCUCUUGCCCUGCAAGAUUCUCUACCAUCCCCUGCCUUAUCUAUCAUGUCUGGUUUUAGGUUAGUUAAGUACCUCCUCCACAUUGAAAUUCAAUUGGCUCAUGAACAUUAGUGCCGAGGUGGUUGUAUUUAAUUAAAGUUUUAUUAAAAAGAAACAGCGAAAGGCACACAGAGGACUAACAUGGGUACAUUUAAAAAUCGACACAGAGUGACUCAAAGGAAUCAGAGGUUCAUUUAAAAACAACUCUAGUCUGCGCUCAACUCAGUGGAGGAGUUGGGGUACAUGGCUAGUUUAGGUUGACAUCUAGUUAGUUCAAUAUGAAGGAUGCUUUCCUGCCCCUUUGACAGCAUUUGGUUCAAACUACAGAGAAGCAAAGGACUGUAUGUUCUGGAAUAAGUGACCUCCAAGACACCAUGGGGAGGGUGGGGUACACCUCUGCUCGAAACCCGGGGCUGGUGCCAUGUGGCUGACACCCUGGGCGUUCCCUGUCAUAUGGUCGAAACAAGUGGAGGAUUCUAUCUGGCUUGUUGGCUGGCAGGUGAGAUACAAGCAAAGAUUUGUAUAACUAAAACAAGAUAGGCUGUGGUCUUUCGUUUCAAAUGGGAACAAAUGAGCCAUAGUGGGCAGAACAAGCAAGGGGGGAGACCCAAAAGCACGAGAUAGCGAGAUCCAAUUGGCGUGUUCUAGCAACAUUUGCAUAUUUCCGUUGGGGAACGCCUACAAGAACUCGAAACGCCUUUGCACCCCGUCUAAAUGCAAAUUUAAAAUAAAUAAACAAAACUUUGUAAAAGGGUCAAGUCUACAAAAAAGCCCACUCUGUUUGCAACAUACUUUUGUUUUGGUUACAGAAAACUAUUGAGAUCAAAUGUUUCAUCGAUUAGUAUAUUAACAGGAUGUCGACCCAAAUCCAUCUCGUUCCAUCUUCUCCCACUGCCGGACACUGGGCUUCCUCUCACUACCAUAUUUGAUAGUGAGUGGAAACGCCAACCGGAUGCUUCACAUUUAUACAUCUGGGGAAAUAUCUGUCUCAGUGUUAUGUGAUACAAGCUAGCUAACUAAGUAUUUAAUAGCAACACGUGAACGUUACCAAUAAGACAGAAAGCGAGCAAGCUACUUCAGAUCAUACAAUUAAAUAACUGAAAAAUGAACAGCCAUAUGAUGAGAUCACUGAACUGACAUUAGCUAACGUUAUCUUGCUAAGCUGCCAGCUAGGUAGCUGCUUUCUCUUCGCAAAACGUUUUGCCGGGGCAGCCAUGCUGACCACCUUAAUGGACGGCCUCCUCUGCUGCCUGACGGGGAAGUCGGCCAACGUUGUGGUUCCCAUAGAAACCUCAGAACCCGCUGACGGCUACGAGUUUGUGGAGGUCAAACCGGGUCGCGUCCUGAGGGUCCGACAUGUCAUUCCGGAACGGGAGGUGGAGGAAGAGCCCAGCGGGCCAGGGGGAAGCGUCCACUGCAAGAGGAAGAUCACAGUGUAUCGUAACGGACAGCUACUGAUCGAAAACCUGGGGGAUGCGGUGAGACAGGAGCGGUUACAUGCUCCGAACGGAGAAGCAGAACCCAACUGUACGGUAGAGGUAGAACUCGCAGACCCACCUUCCAAUCCAACUCCCAAUUCUGACACCAAAGUGGACAAGACAGGGUCAGUGGUUGGGACAGGGGGACUUGGGGCAGGGGGAGCAGCAACAGCUCCAGAUCUGACCCAGCAGCCCCGGAAGCGACGGCGGAAGCCCAAGCGCACAGUGGUGAUCGACAGCGAGAGGAAGAUCACAUCGUGUAAGGGGACACACGCGGACGUGGCACUGUUCUUUGUGCAUGGUGUGGGUGGCUCGCUGGACAUCUGGGGCAGUCAGCUGGACUUCUUCUUCCGUCUGGGCUAUGAGGUCAUCGUACCAGAUCUGGUAGGUCACGGGGCGAGCUCGGCGCCCCAGAUCGCGGCGGCAUACACGUUCUAUGCCCUGGCCGAGGACAUGAGGGCCAUCUUUAAGAGAUAUGCACGGAAAAGGAACAUUCUCAUCGGACACUCUUAUGGUGUGUCAUUCUGUACAUUCCUGGCCCAUGAGUACCCGGACCAGGUCCACAAGGUGGUGAUGAUAAACGGAGGAGGCCCCACAGCCCUGGAGCCCAGCCUUUGUUCCAUCUUCAACCUGCCUACCUGCAUCCUGCACUGCCUCUCCCCCUGCCUCUCCUGGAGCUUUCUCAAGGCUGGAUUUGCCCAUCAGGGUGCAAAGGAGAAGCAGCUGUUGAAAGACAACAAUGCUUUCAACGUGUCCUCCUUCGUGCUGCGUGCCAUGAUGAGUGGCCAGUACUGGCCAGAGGGCGACGAGGUGUACCAUGCAGAGAUCACUGUGCCCAUCCUACUGGUGCACGGCAUGUACGACAAGUUUGUGCCCGUGGAGGAGGAUCAACGCAUGGCAGAGAUCUUGCUGCUGGCCUUCCUGAAGAUAAUCAAUGAGGGCAGUCACAUGGUGAUGAUGGAGUGUCCCGAGAGCGUCAACACCCUCCUGCACGAGUUCUUCCUCUGGGAGCCAGACUCCGCUCCUAAAUCUAAACCACGAUCUGAAACCGCCAAUGCCCCCACUGCAUCCAACGGGGGAGCAACUUCCGAAAGCCAAGUCAAGAAUAAGUAGCCCAUAGAAGGAUGGAUGUGUGUUAUUGACUCCAAUCAAAGCUUGCACAGUGAUGUGUACUGUCUACCAUGGCUGGUAGUGCUAGGCGUGUCUCCUCUGGUGCAGGGAGCUGGUUUGAGUCGGUUUGAACUGGUCUGGGCUGGUUUUGAGCUGGUUUAAUAUUGAGAUUUGAGGAGGUGGAACACAGUACACAGGGACAGAUGGGUCCAUAUUUGGUCUAAGUCUGAGCCACUGCACUACAUCAGAGGAAGGACAAGAGGGAUGCGAGGAGGGACGGAUAGAUGGACGUCAAUGACGUUGACCGUGGAGGUCUAUUGUAUUGUUCUGAUUGAGUGACUGAUCCCUGACUGUGCCUUGGGGUGACGUGGGGCUGAAGAGGUGCUGAGUUGUAGAGGUGGACCUGAUAAUGUUAUUGGUUUUGUGUGGUACACCUCUAGUUGCACAAUGGGUGGAAAUGUCAAAACAAGGGUGCAUCAGAGAGGGAAGAGAAUGUAUUGGAAGUGGUCAAGUCACACAAGAAGAACGCUUGUUAUACUACUCAAGCCAAAGGUUAGCCAAUGUUUGUGACAAGCAACACCAGAACCAACUUUCUUUUUUUUCUGACUACUUCUUCACAUUUGAAUAUUUGAAACUUCACAACAUUGUGACUCAAGUUGAAUGAGACAUUUGAAAUGAUGUUUGACAAUCAAUGCUGCUUUUUGAGAACGAGCCAACUCCAAUGUAUUUAAAUGCAUUAUUCAAACGCACUUCCCUGUCAGAAUCAUUCCAAAUGACAAGCAAUUUCUUGACAUUGACAAUGUUUUGCUUUGGGAAAUGUUUUGGGGAAAUACCAAUGUGUGACUGUUUUACAAAGUCUCCUUGUGUAUUUUAUGGGGAAACAAAUAUGUUUCCUUUGGCUGCUGGUUAACUGGGAAGUACAAACUGGUAGAUAUCAAUGUGUGUUUUGGGCCCUUUUUAGAAGGAUUAUUUUUCUAGCCGUUUCUUCAUAUUCCUCUACAAAACUAUGCUGAACAAUGAUUGUUUACCUUUUUUUCAGGUAAAAGUGAUAUAAGCUAUGAAAAUGUUUAUUGGUACACCAAAAUAUGGUACACCAAAAAUGUUUGUAAAAUCUGAGAAUUCUUCAAUGCCACCUAGCAAGCUCUGUCAUGUAACUACUGAACAAAAAUGUAAACAAAAAUGUAAAGUGUUGGUUCCAUGUUUCAUGAGCUGAAAUAAAAGAUCCCAAAAAUGUUCUAUAUGCACAA
This is a messenger RNA of Oncorhynchus keta (chum salmon), 3881 nucleotides long. RefSeq names its product protein ABHD8-like. Gene Ontology annotation, molecular function: catalytic activity. The coding region runs from base 1261 to 2637 and encodes 458 amino acids. The record is from RefSeq and is a predicted model, not a curated record. Lineage: Eukaryota; Metazoa; Chordata; Actinopteri; Salmoniformes; Salmonidae. The transcript has 5 exons.